UCCUCAAAAAUGGAGCCGGACGAUUCCGGUUCAGAAGGUGUAAAAGAAUCAUAUGAUUCUGUUUACGCUGAAAGAAAAACUCUGCUAGAGGCUGAAGUCACAUACAAGAAGAGAAUAACACAGCUUGAAAAUGAAAUGAACCAGUUCGUUAAGAAUAUCGAGGAUUUACGAGCCGAAAAUAAGACUAUUAGAACAACCAUGGAACAUAUGGAAGAGGAUAAGAAGAAAAGUGGGAGUCAUCAAAGUAAAAACACCGUGGUCAUCGUCGCAGAUGAGGACACGACUAACAAGUCGCCAAGUCUUCAAAGUAAAGACUUCGAUGCGGAAAAUUACGACUUGAAACGACAGAUCAAGUAUCUGAAGAAAGAAAAUAAAACAUUAGAUGACAAAGUUCACGAGUUAAAUAAAACGACUGAAGAACUGAAAACAGACAAUCAAAAACUCGACGAUGAAAUCACAGUGUUGCGCAAUAGACUUCGUGAUUUAGAAAGACCCUCUGGUGAACGGAAGGAGAAGAGUAAUGUUAGUUCCAGUGAAUCUCUGAGGGCAGAAAUCAGUGUUCUUAAAGCAGCAGAGGAACGUCGAAAGAAGGAAACAGAACAAUUACUAUCAGAUAAAAACAAACUUGAAUACGAAUUGGAAAAAUUCAAGGAUGCUGCGAAAGAGGAUGCUGAAGUUUCCACAGAUGGCGCAACGACAGCAAGGGAUAAGAUGGAAUUAAAAUCCCAUGUAGUGAGCUUACAAACAGACAAUCAAAAUUUGAAUGAGGAAAAUAUGAAACUAAAAGCCGAAUGUCUUGAUCAGGUUAAAAAGAUACAUGAACUGGAAAAGGCAGAAAAGACUGAAGUAGAGAAAUGGAAAAAUGAAAACGAAGAGCUAAAGAGGGAAAUAAAAAAGUUUCAGGAAAAAAAGGGAGGCGUUCCUGGUGGAAACACCGAAAAAUUACAAGCGGAAAAUAAAGCUCUCUCAGAGGCUUUGUCCCAGAAGAAGAUGGAAUUGGAUGAGCUGAUGCAUGCUCUCAACGGAGAUAGAAUCGAAGAUGAGGUGCAAAAGGUCAAGGCUGAAAAAGAACAGUUACAGAAAGAACUUGAGGAAAGUCAACGGAAAGUGGAAAUUUCCGAAAAGGUAGUAAAAGAGCUAGAAGAGAUUAAAACCGAAAAAGUAAGUUUGCAACAAAAGCUGGAAAUCAGUGAAAAGAAAAUAGUGGAAAGCAAUGAUAGGAAUGAUGAGAUUAAUGAAUUAAAAUCAGAAAAGGAAAAAUUACAAAAACAGCUAGAUGAAAACGAAAAACGUGUUUUAGAAUCUGCAGAAUCCAUGGUGACAAUUCAUGAACUGAAAUCUGACAAAGAAAAGUUACAAAAGCAGUUGGAAGAAUGUAAAAGACGAGAAACAAACAUGGAGAAAUCCCUUACAGAGGUGAAAAUUCAAAAGGACGCAUUAGAAACAGAAAAGAAACACGUCAAAGAAGAAUUAGCGGAAACUGUGAAAACAAACAAGAAUUUGAACGUAGAAAUAGAUAAAUUAAAAUCAUCGCAGGAUGAAAUGUCUCGCGCUUUGGACGAUGAAAAGUCCAAAAUGACGUUACUAGGGGAAAAAGAAUGGGAACUAGAUGAGUUAAGGAAAAAAUGUGACCUACAAGAAAAGGAAUUGAUGAGAACAAAAGAACAACAUCGUCUUGAAGUUGACAAAAUGAGUGAUGAAAAAAGGAAGGAGGAGAGUAAGCUACGAAAAGAAUUGGAAAAUGUCACGGAAAGAAAAAAUGAAAUUAUUGAAAAACUUACCAAAAAGAUGUUAUCGAUGGAAUCUACGAAAAAUAUGGAAAUCAAAAAAUUAAAAGAACAAAUAGAUGCAUUAGUAGUUGACGGAGAAAUUGUAGAAAAGGCAAAAGCAACGGAAAGAGAAAAUAAAGAGUUAAAACAAGAACUGAAGACAGUGCACAAUAAAUAUUCGGAGGUAGUUACAGACUUGGAGCAGAAGAAAAACACGGAAGAACGAGCAUUUGAAAUGAGCAUGCGCGUGGAACAGAUGAGCGUGAAAAUGAAACUCAUGGAAAAAGAUGAACGUGAAUGGAGAGUGAAAAAGGAGCGAUUUGAUGAAAUCGAAGCCAGCAAUAAAAGACUGACAGAAGAAAGUAUUGCGAUGAAAAAAAUGUUGGAAGAGAAGGGAAAAGGACCUGAUGACAUUUCUUAUCGGAUAGAGUUCCUCGAACGACGGCAGACUGACUCUGACACGCGUGUGAAACAGCUGGAAGGCUGGGUCGGAGAUCUGUAUAUAGACACAGAACGUAGUGAAAAGGGACGGAACAAAUACAAAAACAAACAAAAUUCAAAAACUGUGCAAGGCCUACAGGUUCAAAAUCCCUCGAAAUUGUCUACUCAGAACAUAAAGGCGAGAAGUUUAGACGAUGUUGAGGUAAAUGUUGAUGAUAAAACGACGGAAUCAUCAACUCCAACCUUACCAUCCAUAUACGCAAAUAGCACUGGACAAAUGACGUACAGACGGGCAGGGUACAGUCAGAUUCACAAGGCACGCUUACAGAACGCUGUGAAAAAACGUAGAUAG
This is a messenger RNA of Ylistrum balloti, 2562 nucleotides long. Its product is annotated as rootletin-like. Bases 10 to 2562 code for a protein of 850 amino acids. The transcript has a single exon. The record is from RefSeq and is a predicted model, not a curated record. NCBI's taxonomy places the organism in Eukaryota, Metazoa, Mollusca, Bivalvia, Pectinida, Pectinidae.